This is a messenger RNA of Cicer arietinum (chickpea), 1837 nucleotides long. Its product is annotated as sugar transport protein 5. Gene Ontology annotation, molecular function: monosaccharide transmembrane transporter activity. Gene Ontology annotation, biological process: monosaccharide transmembrane transport. Gene Ontology annotation, cellular component: membrane. The record is from RefSeq and is a predicted model, not a curated record. NCBI's taxonomy places the organism in Eukaryota, Viridiplantae, Streptophyta, Magnoliopsida, Fabales, Fabaceae.
CCCACUCCUAUUUAUGAGCGUACUAGCCAACAAACUAAUUAGCUGAGAUACACACAUAAAGUUUGCUGCAAUAUUAGAAUCUAAGAAGAAGAUCCAUAAACUAAAAAACAAAAAUAAAAUAUGGCCGGUGGGGUAUUUCCGAUGAAUACACCCCCAGCCACCGGUAUCAAUGGUGGCAAGAUAACACUCUCAAUCAUCAUCACCUGCAUAGUUGCUGCUUCCGGUGGCCUUCUUUUUGGAUAUGACCUUGGAAUUUCAGGUGGUGUGACAACAAUGGUGCCGUUUCUUAAAAAAUUCUUUCCUGAAAUUCUAAGAAAGGCGGCGGAGAGUGAAGUAAACAUGUAUUGUGUAUAUGAUAGUCAAGUGUUGACAUUAUUCACAUCUUCUUUAUAUCUAGCUGGAUUACUGUCUUCCCUUGCAGCUAGCAAAAUCACCGCCGCGUACGGCCGGAGAAACAUUAUCAUAUUGGGUGGUAUUGUCUUCCUUGCCGGUGGUGCCGUUAAUGCUGGUUCAGAAAAUAUUGCUAUGCUUAUUUUGGGUCGUAUUCUUCUCGGGUUUGGGGUUGGUUUCACUAAUCAAGCUGCGCCAUUGUACCUAUCAGAAGUAGCACCUCCAAAAUGGCGUGGAGCAUUUAGCACAGGAUUUCAAUUCUUCUUGGGAAUUGGUGUUGUAGCAGCAGGGUGCAUAAACUAUGCAACUGCGAAACAUACAUGGGGAUGGAGACUCUCUCUUGGACUUGCAGUUGUACCUGCAGCUGUAAUGACAAUCGGUGCCUUCCUCAUAACCGACACACCAAGCAGCUUGGUAGAACGCGGUCAUAUUGAACAAGCCAAACAAGCCUUACGCAAAGUCAGAGGUUCCUCCGUUGAUAUUGAACCCGAGUUAGAAGAAGUUAUUAAGUGGACACAAAUUUCUAAAUCAGUUAAACAAGAACCCUUUAAGACCAUACUCAAAAGGGAGUAUCGACCUCACUUGGUUAUGGCAUUCAUUAUUCCUUUUUUCCAACAACUUACUGGGAUUAACAUUGUCGCUUUCUAUUCACCUAACCUCUUUCAAUCUGUCGGUUUAGGACACGAUGCUGCUUUACUUUCUGCCAUUAUACUUGGAGUUGUUAAUCUUGCUUCUAUUCUUAUCUCCACUGGUAUUGUUGAUCGAUUUGGUAGAAGAUUAUUGUUUAUAACUGGGGGUAUUGUCAUGUUUGUGUGCUUGAUUGCCGUGUCGAUUGUGUUGGCAGUGGUAACGGGUGUGGAUGGUACAAGCGACAUGUCAAAGGGAAACGCAAUAUUGGUGUUGGUGUUAUUGUGUUUCUACGCUGCAGGUUUCGGUUGGUCGUGGGGCCCACUCACGUGGCUAAUUCCAAGUGAGAUAUUUCCAGUAAAUAUAAGAACAACUGGACAGAGCAUAGCUGUUGGUGUGCAAUUCAUAAUAAUAUUUAUUCUAUCGCAAACAUUUUUGACAAUGCUAUGUCACUUUAAGUUUGCGGCCUUCUUGUUCUAUGCUGCUUGGGUUGUUGUCAUGACUCUUUUUGUUAUCUUCUUCUUGCCUGAAACCAAAGGAAUUGCUUUGGAGUCCAUGUACACCAUAUGGGGAAAACAUUGGUAUUGGCAUCGAUUUGUUAAAGGAACAGAUCACCAAGACACUACUCUUCCAUAAACUUUGUACAUAAAUCAUCAAAAUUGUUGACUUUUCGCCCGCUUCCUACCUCUAAUGUUUUGUCAACCUCUUUAAGAGUUGUUUUCUUAGAUACUAUUUAAUAUAUUUUAAUCAAUUAUAAAAGAAAAUGUAUUAAAUAGUGUCUCAAAAUGAAUGUAUUGUUUAUAGUGCAUAAAUUAAAUAA